This is a messenger RNA of Plasmodium gonderi, 1251 nucleotides long. RefSeq names its product phosphoglycerate kinase. Gene Ontology annotation, cellular component: cytosol. The transcript has a single exon. Gene Ontology annotation, biological process: glycolytic process; gluconeogenesis. The coding region runs from base 1 to 1251 and encodes 416 amino acids. Lineage: Eukaryota; Apicomplexa; Aconoidasida; Haemosporida; Plasmodiidae. Gene Ontology annotation, molecular function: phosphoglycerate kinase activity; ADP binding; ATP binding. The record is from RefSeq and is a predicted model, not a curated record.
AUGUUAGGAAAUAAGCUAAGCAUCACAGACUUAAAGGACAUCAAGGGAAAAAAGGUUCUGGUGAGAGUAGACUUCAACGUCCCCAUUGAGAAUGGAACCAUAAAAGAUAAGAAUAGAAUCACUGCAACUUUACCAACUAUAAAUUAUUUGAAAAAGGAGGGGGCAUCUAAAAUUAUAUUAAUUUCACAUUGUGGAAGACCAGAUGGAUUGAAGAAUCCAAAGUAUACAUUAAAACCUGUUGCAGAUACAUUGAAAACAUUGCUAGGAGAAGAUGUGUUAUUUUUAAAUGACUGUGUAGGAGAAGAAAUAGAAAAGGAAAUAAAUAAUGCGAAAGAAAAUUCAGUUAUUUUAUUGGAAAAUCUAAGAUUUCAUAUUGAAGAAGAAGGAAAAGGAAUAGAUGCAAACGGAAAUAAAAUAAAAGCAAGCAAAGAAAACAUUGAUUCAUUUCAAAAUGCAUUAACAAAAUUAGGAGAUAUAUUUAUUAACGAUGCAUUUGGUACUGCACAUCGAGCCCAUAGUAGUAUGGUUGGAGUCAAAUUGAAUGUUAAAGCAUCUGGAUUUUUAAUGAAAAAAGAAUUAGAAUAUUUCAGUAAAGCUUUAGAAAAUCCACAGAGACCAUUACUAGCUAUUUUAGGUGGUGCUAAAGUAUCAGAUAAAAUUCAAUUAAUAAAAAAUUUACUUGACAAGGUUGACAAAAUGAUUAUUGGUGGUGGUAUGGCAUACACAUUUAAGUAUGUAUUGAAUAAUAUGAAAAUUGGUGAUUCAUUAUUUGAUGAAGCAGGAAGUAAAAUAGUAAAUGAAAUUAUGGAAAAAGCAAAAGCUAAAAAUGUAGAAAUAUAUCUACCAGUUGAUUUUAAAAUUGCAGACAAAUUUGAUAAUAAUGCUAACACCAAAAUUGUAACUGAAGAAGAAGGUAUUGAAGAUCAUUGGAUGGGCUUAGAUGCAGGUCCUAAAAGUAUUGAAAAUUAUAAAGAUGUAAUAUUGAACUCAAAAACGAUUAUUUGGAAUGGCCCACAAGGUGUUUUUGAAAUGCCAAAUUUUGCUAAAGGCAGUAUAGAAUGUUUAAAAUUAGUUAUUGAAGCUACCAAAAAUGGAGCAAUUACUAUUGUUGGAGGUGGAGACACAGCUUCGUUAGUUGAACAACAGCAAAAGAAAAAUGAAAUUAGUCACGUUUCUACUGGUGGAGGUGCUUCUCUUGAAUUGCUUGAGGGAAAAGAACUUCCAGGAGUUUUGGCUUUAUCCAACAAGUAG